Messenger RNA from Nilaparvata lugens (brown planthopper), 1169 nucleotides. RefSeq names its product 40S ribosomal protein S12 (gene RpS12). The record is from RefSeq and is a predicted model, not a curated record. Gene Ontology annotation, biological process: translation. The transcript has 4 exons. Gene Ontology annotation, molecular function: structural constituent of ribosome. Gene Ontology annotation, cellular component: ribosome; cytosolic small ribosomal subunit. Bases 696 to 1121 code for a protein of 141 amino acids. Lineage: Eukaryota; Metazoa; Arthropoda; Insecta; Hemiptera; Delphacidae.
AAUUUGGAAACUUACCUUGAGCUUUUUGAUUAGCGUCCAAAGUAGUCUUUGUUAUAAAAGAUUUAAUAAAAUUCUUUUGAUCGUCAAUCAUGGCGCCAAUAUGAGAGUAGUCAGGUAGUUCAAAAUUUGGAUCAUUAUCCAGAAAGUCCAGAAAACCUACAACAUCGGUGUCAUCCAUUGUUAUUUUAAUAUUUCAAAAUACACAGAACGCAGGAGUAGACAAAUAGAAGAAUUUCACCCGAAACAAAAUUAAAUACAAACAAAACAAGAAGACACUCCACAAAAUAAAUAAGGUUAUUUCUGAAAAUUCAAUUUUGAUAUUUUUGAUCGUUUUGACGUGUUACCAAUCUGGCAAAUGUUGAAAUGUAACAAGAAUUUAAUUCGGGAUUCAUCCUCAAAAAUUUAAUUUUUCUUGAUCGAGUAUGAGUAUUAUGAAAUAAAUAUGUAAUUUCAACAAUUUUUACAUGAGAAAUACGAAAAUUAUAUUUAAUUGUAUAUUUUUGGCUUUAGUGAUUGUAGUGUUGGUAAAUCUGCUAAAGCUCUUUCUUCCUGGCUUCCUGCCUCGUCGCGUGUAUUCGUGAUUUCAACUUGUCUUUGAGAAAUUAUUUUGCACAUUUCUACUAAUUUAGUAGAAUAAAUUCAUCUGAAGUCUACUCAAAUAACUUGUGAAUUUUGUGUAAUUCCGAUUCAUCAACAUGUCCGACGUUGAAGUUGACGAAACUGCCGCAGCAUCAGGAGGCGCAACCGACAUCAACUCUGCCCUCCAAGAAGUUCUGAAGAACUCUGUCACAAACGGCAGUAUCGCUCACGGACUUCACGAAGCUGCCAAAGCUCUUGAUGAGAGGAAAGCACUGCUGUGCGUGUUGGCCGAGAACUGUGACGAGCCAAUGUACAAGAAGCUGGUGCAGGCUCUGUGCAACGAACACCAGAUUCCACUCAUCAAGGUCGACAACAACAAGAAGCUCGGCGAGUGGGCUGGCCUCUGCAAGAUCGACUCGGUCGGCAAGGCUCGCAAGGUGGUCGGAUGCUCCUGUGUUGUCGUUAAGGACUUCGGCGAUGAAUCCCCCUCACUAGAUCUCCUGAAGGACUACAUGAGGUCACAGGGUGCUACGCUGGCGUAAUUUAAUUUUUGUAUGAAUAUUUUAAAAUAAAAUAAGUGUUGAUACAAA